Aspergillus calidoustus is the source of this 349-nucleotide messenger RNA. Lineage: Eukaryota; Fungi; Ascomycota; Eurotiomycetes; Eurotiales; Aspergillaceae. The record is from the annotation of a GenBank genome assembly.
AUGGAUGGGCUGGAGAUACUGCUCGACAGCACCGAUAUCGACAUUGACGCGACAAACGAAGAUGGAAUAACGGCGCUCCAUCUGGCUGCCGAGUCUGGAGAAACUGAUGCUGUUCGGCUUCUGCUAGAGCAUAAGGCUGACAUGCACAUCGCUGAGAAUGGUGGUUCCACCGCCGAGCAGUUGGUAACGAGCAGCGGACAUACCGAAGUGGCUGAACUCCUGCGGAGUAGCAGGCCGACGCAGUCUAUGCACUCUGAAAAGACAAGAUAAUCAAAUCUACCUUCUGGUAGUGAUGGGGGCAGUUUGAAUGCUUUUACAAACAAUUCAAAGUAUGCCCGGGCAACAGCAC